UUUGUUAGUCCUCACUUCCGUAUCGGAAAGAAGGCUGCAAAUAGAUGUUACCUAAGAAAAGCUGCUCAUCAUAACAAUUAAAAAGCAAUCUGUCGAAACAAGAAAUAGUGUAGUAAACCCUCUAUUACCGGGAGUCUCUGCGGAUGAUGGAAGCCCCGCUGGAAGACGAGACACCUGCGGGAGCCUUGGCUGGGAUUGAGGGACUCGACCUCGCAAUGGAGUUGAAAGCGUCCGACGAAGCGCUUACGUUCAUGUCCAGCGUCGAGCCUGCAGAGCUGCUCAAGUGUGUGUUUCCAGACUCUCUGGUGACUGUGUCAGAGGGCGGCCGGGACCUUGGGAAGUUCAGUGUGACGGUGGAGUUUGACCGUAGAGCCCAGCAGCCCUGUAUGCUCCUGCAUGCUCAGAGCCAGGGAGCCAUUGAUGACUCCCCGUGUGGAACUACAGUGACAGCCUACAUAACCACGGACCUGGAGGUGCUGGAGGAAGAUUACCAUGAGUAUGUCAAGCUUGAGGGUCACAGUUUGGACAGGAGGUGUCACAUGGUGCAGCAUGACGGGCAGAUGGUGAUCGAUAAAGUUACCACUGUAGGAGAGGAGACGUCAAUGGAGAGCGUUUCUUAUCCCAUGUCUGUCCUAAACGGGCUCGUUACCGAGGGGUCCAACUUGCUGCUGAUGCGCCUGCUCGCUCUUAGGAAGAAGGUUCCCGAACACAUGACCUUUAUCUCCUUUGACCAGGGAUUACACAUCAUCCACACCACUUUUAGCAAGCUGGGUGUGAAGCAGCUGGAGGUUGGGGAUGAGACUGUGGAGGUAUUUGGGGUGGAGAGGAUUGUUCACUCCGUGGAGGAGGGCCCCACUACCUGGCAGUGCUACUUCCUAGGUGAUGGGCACAUGGCCAGCAGAGUGCAGGUGGGAUCACCGGUCACCAUGAGGCUUCUACAGCUAAAAAAAGGUUUUGAGAAGAUUCCUCUGGUUUGCGAAGAAGACAUGCAGAUGCACUCUAAGUUUUUGGACAUAAAGGAGGAGCUGAAGGCGGACCAUGCCUCAUACAUGAGACAGCAUCCAGAGAUCCGUGCCCUCAUAUCUGACUUUCUGCAGUUUUUGCUGUUGAGGAAACCAAAUGAUGUCUUCCAGUUUGCCAGAGAGUACUUCCUCCCUUUUGCCUCCCGCCGACCUCCAGAACUAAGCCUGAAAACCCCCUCACCCUGAAAGCACACCCCAGUGUUUACAUGCUAAAAACAGCCUUUUAUAGCUUUCUUCUCAUUUAUCGUUUCAACUUCAGACUACAUUUUUAAAUUGCAUUUGGUUAUGUUAUAUCCUGUCUUGUUUUCCUGAGUGACAGAUGACUAGUAGUAGCCUAUAAAAGGAAACGUAGUGGGAAGGAACAAUAACUUUCAAACCAGAGACUUCA
This is a messenger RNA of Anoplopoma fimbria (sablefish), 1410 nucleotides long. It is a transcript of the gene catip, whose product is annotated as ciliogenesis associated TTC17 interacting protein. Gene Ontology annotation, biological process: cilium organization; actin filament polymerization. The transcript is spliced from 9 exons. Bases 144 to 1208 code for a protein of 354 amino acids. The record is from RefSeq and is a predicted model, not a curated record. Lineage: Eukaryota; Metazoa; Chordata; Actinopteri; Perciformes; Anoplopomatidae.